This is a messenger RNA of Bursaphelenchus okinawaensis, 1944 nucleotides long. Lineage: Eukaryota; Metazoa; Nematoda; Chromadorea; Rhabditida; Aphelenchoididae. The record is from the annotation of a GenBank genome assembly.
AUGAAUGUUACACCCCCCAGCAGAAGCACCGCCCCUCUCCCACGCCCUUUAAAAGCUGGCGCGGCUCAUUGCAACUCCAGUAACUCCACAUUAACCAUGAUUCAUCCCAUUAACAUCGAGGCCGACCUGCUCACGGCCAACCCCAAGCGACCCCAGCUGAUGGAGCUCCGGACUAAGCCUAAGAUCACGUAAGCCUAAUCUCCGUUUCCGAUCGAUGUUAUCCAUCUUGUUUCGGAUCGCUUCAUUCUUCUUUUGCUUUUUUUGGCUAGACUGCGGUUUGUCGCCAGUUUUAGGCGUGGCGCGAUCUUUUGCAGAGUUUAUUACCUAAAAUAAUUUGAAAUUCUAUACUUUACUUUGUAAACUUUUACUUGCAAACGCUGUAAAGUUACUGCACGGUAAUUUCAUAUAGUUACUAUAUUAACCAUCCAAACUAUAUUAAACACGUUUUACAUGGGUUGCUAUUAAUAUAGUUAAUAUAAAAUUAUGUCACUAUGGCUUAUAUAAGAUACUUUGCUGUGAGAUAGUUUUACUAUGGUUAAUAUAAAUUUAUUUUUGGGUAGCCAAACCAGUGUAAUAUAAAUUUUUAAAUAUUUUGCAACUUUUAAAAGCUUUUAAAUUUUAAAAAUUUCGAAAUAUUUCGAACGCUGCGCAGACUUUUGGUUAUUUAUAGGUUAAUUAAGGAAUGGCAGAAGUUAUUUUAAGUCGCUCUAAUGCGGAACUGUCUGAGGGGGCAAUAACAAGAGACCAAUCUGAAGUCAGUCGUUUCAGAUAUUCGUCGAACGGCCGUCGACUCCGCGAUGGCAAGCCCACGACCCCAGUCACCUCGUCGCAGCUCUGGGCCAACACUUUCCUGCGAUCGUUUGCGCGACGAUUGGCCACAGAAGCCGAAGCCAUGAGUGCGGAAGAAUCCACGGAUUCAUUUGUCGACAUCGUGGAUCUGAAGCCAGGCCAGAGGUCGCGAGCUUCGAGUACGUCGAGUGGAAGUUCGGUCAGCUCGGAUGACCGACCACACCUUCUGACAGAUCGACCAGACUUUCAAAACGACGACAUCAUUCAGGCGACGGUACAGAUGGGGCCACAAGCCAAGGCUCCAAGCAAGAAGUUGCUACGGAGAACGUCGUCCAAGGUGCCCAAGAACGUCGUCGAACAGUUGAUCAAACCGUGCUGUUCUGGUGAGUAUAUUACUGUAGAUACUGUAGUUUUAAGGAAGUUUUUGUUUAACUUAAAGAGGUUUUGUAGUUUGUCGCUGCAAUGACAUGUAAACAUUUUAAAUUUAAGUCAUUUUAAAAUGAUUUUAAAAUGAAAACAUAGUGAGAGUUGUUGACAGCUUUACUCAAGUAAUUACCGUAAUUGCAGCGUUGAAAGAUGGCUUCAAAGAGUUUCUUCGUAUCGACUUUGCCAACGCUCCACUGCUCAAGGAAGCCAGCGACAAGAUCCUAACGCCACGCUCCGUUGGCUCCAGAGUCUGGAUGAAGGAAGAUGGUCCAUCUGGUACCACAAAGCCAGCUCUUGGCUUCCAAAUGAACUCAGUCAAGGAGCAGAACAAGAUACUGUAUAUUACUGUAGACUGCUACAACUCCUUCGAUGGUAGCGUCAGACUCGAAGUAAGUUUAUGUUUCUGCGACUAUACUGUAGGUUACUGUAGAAUUUUAUUAUAUAUUUUAUUGUGACUUACUGUAGGACUACAUAUAUUACUGUAACUUGCAUAUCGUACUGUAACCACCUCUAACUGUACUAUUUUGGGUAGUAAUGCACGUUCACGUCGCUUCCGUACAAGAUUCUCAAUUGUUGCUGGAGAAGCCGCUGCCAUCGCUGGAACUGGCCUCAGGGCAUCAGAGUAUCGAAUUCGAAGUUGAAAUCACAGAGAGAAUGCGUGUAACCAGCGACGGUGAAUUCGUCGUGAUCGGUCUUCACGGGCACAGCACAGUCGUCUCGGAACAGUGA